Prunus avium (sweet cherry) is the source of this 672-nucleotide messenger RNA. NCBI's taxonomy places the organism in Eukaryota, Viridiplantae, Streptophyta, Magnoliopsida, Rosales, Rosaceae. The record is from RefSeq and is a predicted model, not a curated record.
AUGACCUUUACAAUUGAGAAGGAGGUGUUUGGCAUAGAUCAUACUACCUUCGUCUUGCAUGAAGAUAUUACCCAAUUUGCUAGCAUGGAAGAAAUUGGGGCUACUGUGGUUGCAGUAUAUAUGAGGUGCCUAUUUGAUAAUUUGAAAGCUGCAAAUAUGGUGAACAUGGUUGGCUUUAUCGACCCUGCUCUAGUUAGUGCCGACGCUGGUUCAUUAACUGAAAGAUCACAUGUCGUAGCCAAUCGAGUUCAAAAAGCAGAUGGUGAACAGAUUUUCCUGAUGCCUUACAAUCCAGGCUGUCAUUGGGUCUUGAUCAUUGUGAGAGCAAAAAAGGAGACCGUCUCUUUUCUGGAUCCACUGCCUGGAAAUCGAGUUGUGGAUGAGGACGGGAAAAACAUAGUGAACAGUGCUCUAAAAAUGUAUAAUACACACAUAGGCAGAAUAGGCCGUAAAGCACCUCUUUGGAAAACUCUGUUUGGCACACCAAAGCAACCAAGCAGUGUAGAAUGCGGGUAUUAUGUCAUGCGCUUUAUGAGAGACAUCAUAAAGGAUACUUCCCUGGAAUUUGAGAAGAUGUUUGCGAAUGGAAAGGAUCAAGCGCCAUACCCACAAGAAGCCAUUGAAGAAGUUAGGAAAGAAUGGGCAGAGUUUGUUUGUGUUCAUAUGGAGUAG